GCUCGCUCUACAAAGGCGCAGCGCAGCCCGCAGCGGCGACAGAUUCGCGCUGCCCCACACGCACCCACAACACCACCGCAGCGUAAAGCAGCCUCCUUUCCCUUCGCCCCCCUCCCCUCUCCGUUCCCCUCGCGCACACUUCUUCCUCCACCCACCAGGCCGGCAGGGGCGCCCCACCCCCCAUCCCCUGGCCUUGAUGACUACUGCGCCCAACAUCGAGAUGAUCGCCUCCUCGCUGCGCCACUGCUCCCUCAACGGCGGCGGCGGGGGGAGCAGCCGGCGCCGGGGAGGCAGCGGCAGGCGCCACGGCGGCGAGGGCGGCGACGACAGCGAGGGCGUCACCGUCGAGCUCAACUCCGACGUCGCUCUGCCCUACCACUGGGAGCAGUGCCUCGACAUCCGGACGGGGCAAGUGUACUACAUCAACUGGGAGGACGGCACCCGCACGACGGUGGACCCGCGCACGACCUCGGCCUUCUCGCCGACGCCGCACUCCACGUCGUCGGCGUCCCGGCGCACCCGCCGCGCGUCCACCCAGUCGUCCGGCUACACCUCCGUGUCGUCCGUGGGCGCGGACGUCAACGGCGACUGGCGGGCCGCCGUCGCCGGCAACGACAGCGGCUACGACAACGACGACGAGGAGGAAGAGGACGACGAGGAGGACGGCGAGGACGAGGACGAGGCCGAGAGCAGCAGCACCACGAGCAGCAGCUCCAGCAGCACGGGCAGCAGCCGGGGCUCGGCCGUCUCGUCCACGCUCUCGUCCUUCUCCCCCACCGACGAGUCCGGCUCCGGCGACAACGGCGGCGGCCUCGGCGCCGGGCACGUCCUCGUGGCGGCCGGGUGCCGCGCCUGCUUCAUGUACUUCAUGGUGCCCAAGCGCGCCGACGUGUGCCCCAAGUGCGGCAGCUCCGGCCUCCUCCACCUCAGCCGCAACGGCUACGCCUGAGAUCGAUGGAGCUCGUCGCCGCCCGUAGUUUGCUAAUUGUAGGGGGACCUCUUCGCAAUCGUUCAAGCUCUGUUGCUUAGGCCUUGGUAGAUCUUCCAUAAGACUAGUUUUCUUGCGGAGAGGUCCCCAAAUCCAAUCUUUGCCAUUGAGUCCUGCUACAUUGUACGCCAAUUGCCAAUGUAUGGGAGCAGAGAACAACCUUUUCCUAGAAUUCUUUUUUGUUACUUUCUUCUUCUCAUUUUUCGCUGCUGUAUCUUUCCCUGGAUGUCACUGUUUUCCCCCCUCUCCACCUCUGCUUCUGAAAUUUCUUAAACAAGGUAGAGAGAGACUAACCCCUCUUCUUCAUCUUCA
Messenger RNA from Panicum hallii, 1300 nucleotides. RefSeq lists its product as uncharacterized. The transcript has 2 exons. NCBI's taxonomy places the organism in Eukaryota, Viridiplantae, Streptophyta, Magnoliopsida, Poales, Poaceae. Gene Ontology annotation, molecular function: protein binding. The record is from RefSeq and is a predicted model, not a curated record. Bases 197 to 949 code for a protein of 250 amino acids.